This is a messenger RNA of Polypterus senegalus (gray bichir), 2325 nucleotides long. RefSeq names its product V-set domain-containing T-cell activation inhibitor 1-like. The coding region runs from base 115 to 708 and encodes 197 amino acids. The transcript has 6 exons. Gene Ontology annotation, cellular component: external side of plasma membrane. Lineage: Eukaryota; Metazoa; Chordata; Cladistia; Polypteriformes; Polypteridae. Gene Ontology annotation, biological process: cell surface receptor signaling pathway; cellular response to lipopolysaccharide; negative regulation of T cell proliferation. The record is from RefSeq and is a predicted model, not a curated record.
AAGAAAGACUUGUCUGACUUCCCGAAAGUCACACGGUGAAAGUGAAAGUUCGUGAAGGGUCCAGCAAGGGAGAGAGAGCUGCCGGCUGGUGCAGAUGGGACAGAUUUCAACAUCAUGUUAGUCACAUCUCUGCUCGGAUUCUUCUUCCUGAUGUUUGGCAUUGACAUUGACUCAGGUGAUGAAGUUCCAGAAGUAGAAGCCAUUGUGGGCUCCACAGUCCUUCUGAACUGCAGCUUUCCAGUGAAGGCUAGCAUGUCGAUUUCGCUUCAGGUGCUUGACUGGCUCUUCAACAAGACCACGGUGGUUCACCGGCAUGAGAAGGGUGCUGAUGUGCACGUGCACCAAGAUGGACGCUUCAGGGGAAGGACGGAGGUAUUUGUGAAGGAGCUGCCAAGUGGAAACUUCUCAUUGCUGCUAAGGAACGUUGACCUGGAUGAUGCUGGGCUGUAUACAUGUCAGGCUUACAUGUCUACUGGAUACUGGACAGAACAUUCACUUCUUCAAAUCUUGAGAGGGCCAGAAGCAAAGAGUCCAAAAACUACAAACAUGAUUACCAGCCAGACAACUGACCUUACAGUGAACGAGCGCGUGUUCCUCGUUCUGGCGCUGCUGCUCAUCUUGACUGUUUUCAUCGCAAUCAUGAUGUAUUUCAGAAAGCAACUACAAGAGAUGUUCAACAAACUACGUGAAAGACUGACUCGAGGCUAAGUUGGCACUGACAAGAAGUGGGGGGACAAUGUUGAGACCCUAAUAUAUCUGAAAUAAGACGACAAAAGAAAAACAGUCAUGGUUUGUUCUGAGGCCUUCGGCUUCGUUUCUACCUCUAAUUCUCCAGCGAAGAGCCUCUGAGAAACGGUAAAUGAGGUAACGGUAACGCGGUAAAUGAAACUGGGAGAGGGUCUGGAAUCAAUGGCCUGGGACGCAAAACACAAAGUGAAAAGGAAGUCAAGAACGCCUGACAUUGGACAAGCAGAAACACUGGAGAUGUGAAAAACCAGGAAAACCUGAGAACGAGAGGCCAGUGCGAGACCCUCUAAAGAAUGAAGACAAAGCCAGUCACCUAAUUUUGAUCCAAUUGAGCAGGCCUUUCCAUAUUCUGAAGAGAAAAAUUAAAGGGACAAGCAUCUAAAAGAAACAGGAGCUGAAGAUGGCUGCAUAAGAGGCUUAUCAGAGCAUCACCAGACAAGAUCCUCAGCACCUGGUGACGUCUAUGAGUCGCACACUUCAAGCAGUCAGUGCCUGCAAGGGAUAUGCGACAAAGAACUAAAUAUGGCGGCUUUAAUAGACUUGCCAUUGCUGUGUGUCAAACAUGAUGGUGCCCUGAAACGGGGGGCCGUGUAGACUGAAGUGUGCGCAAAUCCCCCUGAAUGGAACUCUACAAUGUGCACUUUAAUUGUAGAGUCUGAAUUGUAUGAUUUGUCAUUUUAAACAGAGAGAGCAGGGGAGAAAAUCAAGGAAAAAUGUGUCUUAUGUCCCAAACAUUAUGGAGGGCACCGUAGAUAACAAAACAAAAGCAGGAUCAAGCUGUCCAAUUAACGCACACACAAUCCAUUAAAGGGGAAAAACUGGUAAUUAAUUAGGAAGUUUGUUGUAACAAAACACAUCUGCCUCCACAACCAAAGUGGACUGAGCUACACAGUCCUGGCACAUGCCCAGGUCACAAUGCCAGUCACCCGUCAGAAGCUCAUUUACUCAAGUAGCCACCAUAGUUAAAUAUAAUUUCAUCAUUUGUUACUAACUUUUUUUUUUUUAACAACAUUAGAACAUUUAUGAUGAGAAUGGGGUCUUCAGCCCAGCACAGCUCACCAGUCCCACUGCUGGCUCUUUCAUGGCACUUUAUGGUUCUUUAGUGGGUUGUGUGGUUCCUCGUAGCACUACUGCUUGACAAAGCACCGUCAUAUUCUGGGAUGGAUUCUUUGUAUAUGAAGUUGGUUCUUUGUGAUUUGAAAAGCGUCCUAAUAUGUAGAAAACAAUGUCAUCUUUAAUUUAUCAUAGGAAACAUAAUAAGAAAGUAACAGAUCAUGUAGACCUGCUUCUGUUAUUCUAUGCAGAGAGAGUCCUUUUGAAAUCAUAAAGCCAUUGGUAUUUCACAAAUCGGUUACCAUCUGUUCGUGGUUAUGGAGCCUCUUACAGAUACAAAUAAAUAAAGGUUUUCACUGGAACCAUCAAGUGGAGGGGUCUUUUGGGAACCAAAAAUGGUUCCCUUCUGUCAUUACUCUGAAGAACUGCUCUGGCACCUCACUUUUUAAGAGUAUAUGUUACAAAACAACAUCAAAUUGAGUUUGGAGGUCUCUAAAGUCCUGCUCUCUACCACACUGCUUGGCC